Dentiscutata erythropus is the source of this 219-nucleotide messenger RNA. The record is from the annotation of a GenBank genome assembly. NCBI's taxonomy places the organism in Eukaryota, Fungi, Glomeromycota, Glomeromycetes, Diversisporales, Gigasporaceae.
AUGAAGGCGAUUAACGUCAUUUUAGUUUUUAUGGUCUUUUUCUUUUUGCUUGAUAUUUCUAAAAGCUCUCCUUUGGAAGGACGUGAAGAGCUACAUUGUAUUGGAGGGCAAGAUGCACCGUGUGGAAAAAGACCAGGUGGAGGAAUUUACUGCUGCACUGUAACAGAGCCGGUUGCUGCUUCUCAGAUGGCUCCUUUUGUGCAUCAUGUUGAUUAUUGA